CGCUGUAUGCUUUUACUUUGACUCCGCUCUAAAGCCGGAAGCGGAAGUCCUCUCGUCCUCUUCUACCAGGCCGAUCCAACAUGGGGCGAGUCAGGACUAAGACGGUGAAGAAGGCCGCUAGGGUCAUCAUUGAAAAGUACUACACGCGGCUUGGUAAUGACUUCCACACCAACAAACGCGUGUGUGAGGAGAUCGCCAUCAUCCCCAGCAAGAAGCUCCGCAACAAGAUCGCUGGGUAUGUGACACAUCUGAUGAAAAGGAUCCAGAGGGGUCCAGUCAGAGGCAUCUCCAUCAAACUGCAGGAGGAGGAGCGCGAGAGGAGGGACAACUAUGUCCCAGAGGUUUCUGCUCUGGACCAGGAGCUGAUUGAAGUUGACCCCGACACAAAGGAGAUGCUGAAGCUGCUGGACUUCGGCAGCCUGUCCAAUCUGCAGGUCACACAGCCCACCGUCGGGAUGAACUUCAAACAGCCACGAGGAGUCUAGACGCCAUCUUUGUUCUUAAUAAAAUCCUUUAAAAA
Periophthalmus magnuspinnatus is the source of this 520-nucleotide messenger RNA. RefSeq names its product 40S ribosomal protein S17. The record is from RefSeq and is a predicted model, not a curated record. NCBI's taxonomy places the organism in Eukaryota, Metazoa, Chordata, Actinopteri, Gobiiformes, Gobiidae. Gene Ontology annotation, biological process: translation. The coding region runs from base 81 to 485 and encodes 134 amino acids. Gene Ontology annotation, cellular component: ribosome. Gene Ontology annotation, molecular function: structural constituent of ribosome. The transcript has 5 exons.